Messenger RNA from Fusarium oxysporum Fo47, 219 nucleotides. RefSeq lists its product as uncharacterized. NCBI's taxonomy places the organism in Eukaryota, Fungi, Ascomycota, Sordariomycetes, Hypocreales, Nectriaceae. The annotation marks the transcript as partial. The transcript has a single exon. The record is from RefSeq and is a predicted model, not a curated record.
UGCCCCUGCGGAUCGGAUCGACAAACGGUAGCGCACGUCCUCUUACGCUGCCGUCGACACCGCCAACUCCGGGACCAGGAACUGGGACGACUCCGAGGACGCAACAAUCUCCGGAAGCUACUGAACGAGCGCAAUGCAGCCGCCAAGGCAAUCAAGUUCAUCGAACUGACUCAGAUCCUUGGGCAAUUUCUGGAUCGAGACCUUAAUAGACAAAGCUGA